Messenger RNA from Cornus florida, 3829 nucleotides. RefSeq names its product pentatricopeptide repeat-containing protein At3g50420. The transcript has 7 exons. Gene Ontology annotation, biological process: RNA modification. The record is from RefSeq and is a predicted model, not a curated record. NCBI's taxonomy places the organism in Eukaryota, Viridiplantae, Streptophyta, Magnoliopsida, Cornales, Cornaceae. Gene Ontology annotation, molecular function: protein binding; RNA binding.
UUAAUGAAAAUUGCUUUAAUUUUCAGAAAAAAAGACAAAAAAAAAAAAAAAACUUCGUGCACGACACAUUAUUGACUUCAAGACUUCCUCCUCCAUUUUUAUUUUUUCAGUAAACAACUAUAUAUUCCAGGUAUAUAUAUAUAUAGUGAGGAACAUAAGUGCAGAGAAGAUGCAAAAAAAAAUGGAGGUGGUGGGUGAGCAACAAAAGCACUUUGUGCUAGUACAUGGUGCAUGCCACGGAGCUUGGAGCUGGUACAAGGUAAAGUACCGGCUGGAGUCUGCCGGCCACCGCGUCACAGCCCUGGACCUAUCAGCUUCCGGGGUCAACCCGAAGAUACUAAAUGAGGUCACAACUCUAUCCCACUACACUCAACCGUUAUUGGAGUUGAUGGAAUCAAUUCCUAGUAAGGAAAGGGUUAUACUUGUGGGACACAGCCUUGGUGGCUUGAACUUGGCUCUUGCCAUGGACAAGUUCCCACAAAAGAUUGCAGCCUCUGUCUUCGUAGCAGCCUUUAUGCCCGAUUCCACUCACGGUCCAUCAUAUGUUUUGGAUCAGUAUUCUGUCAGUAUACCAUCCGACAAUUGGGUGGACACCAAGUUCGGAACGUAUGGUGGUCCCGACGAGUCUCUAACGUCCAUGUUUUUCGGUCCGGAGUUCUUGUCACUCAAACUCUACCAGCUAUGCUCCACUGAGGAUUUGGCAUUAGCGAAAUUGUUGGUAAGACCAAGUUCGUUGUUUAUGGAAGAUUUAGCAAAGGCAAACAAUUUCACAAAUGAAGGAUACGGAUCGGUUUCGCGAGUUUAUGUAGUAUGCAACGAGGAUAAAGCAAUACCGGAGAAAUUCCAGCUGUGGAUGAUCGAAAACGACCCGGUUAAGGAGGUGAGAGAGAUCAAAGACGCAGACCAUAUGCCUAUGUUUUCAAAGCCAGACAAACUAUGCAGUCAUCUCUUAGAGAUAGCUCAUAAGUACACUUAGAAGUUGUCUGUGUUGGGGGUUUUCUUGAACAAGCUGAAGGCCCUUAUCGUCUCUUCCUUGGCAACAUUCUUCAUUCAAAAAUGCACCUCCACAACCUCCCUCAGAAAAGCGCGCCAAAUACACGCCCUCCUCCUAACCUCCACACCCACAAUCUCACAGUCGUGGCCGUUUCUGUACAACAACCUCCUCUCCAUGUACGAGCGAUGUGGUUCCCUCGGCGACUGUCGUCUCGUGUUCGACAAAAUGCCUCAACGAAACAUUGUUUCUUUCAACGCACUCCUUGCGGCCUAUUCUCGAAGUCCUCAGCAUGCCUUUUUGGCCUUCGAAUUGCUUACUCAAUUGGAAGCCGAAUACCUUAGGCCAAAUGGCUCGACAUUCACAAGCCUGUUGCGAGCAUUUUCUUCGCUCAAAGAUCAGUUGACAGGCUCGGUGUUGCAUACCAAAGUCAUGAAAUUUGGAUACUUGGGUGACAUUCGUGUCCAAACAUCUCUACUUGGGAUGUACUCGAAUUGUGGGGAUUUGGAAUCCGCGAGACAAGUUUUCCUACAUAUAGUUGACAAAGAUGCGAUGGCUUGGAAUUCGAUAAUUUCUGGGUAUAUGAAAAAUGGUAAGAUUUUGGGUGGCCUUCAUUGUUUUGGCAGCAUGGUGAAAACUGGUGCCGUUCCUACACAAUUCACGUAUUCAAUGGUGUUGAAUGCAUAUAGCAGAUUGGGAGAUCAUUCAUCUGGAGAACUCAUUCAUGCCCAAUUAAUAGUAUCUGGCACACCACCUGAUUUGCCAUUGCAGAAUGCCCUCCUUGAUAUGUACUGCAAUUGUGGUGACACCGAAAUGGCACUUGGAGUUUUUAGUAGAAUUGAGAAUCCAGAUUUAGUUUCAUGGAACACUAUGAUAGCGGGGUAUUCGGGGAACGGGGAUGGAGAGAAAGCCAUGGAUAUGUUUGUCCAAUUAAGUCGGAUGCCUUCUGCUACACCGGAUGAAUAUACUUUUGUGGCCAUCAUUUCUGCAACAGAAUCAUUCCCGGCUUCUGACUAUGGAAAAUCAUUUCACGCCCAAGUGAAGAAAGCAGGAUUCGAGAGGAAUGUCUAUGUAGGAAGCGAGCUAGUGUCAAUGUACUUCAACAAUGGUGAAAGUGAUUCUGCUCAAAAAGUUUUCAGUUCAAUUCUGGAGAAGGAUAUUGUUCUCUGGACCGAAAUGAUUGUAGGUCAUUCUAGAAUGGGUGAAGGGGAGACUGGAAUUAAGUUCUUCCAUGGGAUGUCACAAGAAGGCCAAAAGAUUGACAGCUUUGUUCUUAGCAGUGCUUUGAGUGCAUGUGCCGACCUUGCAACAAAGAAGCAAGGUGAGAUGAUUCACUGCCUGGCAGUAAAAACAGGAUAUGUUAUUGAAAUACCGGUUUGUGGCAGUCUGAUAGAUAUGUACACCAAAACUGGGGAUCUUCAAGCUGCCGAAUGGAUACUUUCCCAAGUUGCAAACCCUGAUUUAAAGUGCUGGAAUUCAAUGCUUGGAGGAUAUGGUCACCAUGGGAAGGCAGAAGAGGCAUUGAAGGCUUUUGAUGCGAUUCUGAAACACAAUCUAAGACCAGAUCAAGUAACAUUCAUUUCUUUGCUUGCAGCUUGUAGCCACUGUGGCCUGGUCGACAAAGGAAGGUUCGUGUGGAAUUAUAUGAAAGAAUAUGGCUUAAAACCGGGGCCUAAGCAUUAUUCUUGCAUGGUAACUUUGUUAAGUCGAGCUGGACUACUGGAGGAGGCAGAGGAAAUUAUUCUCGAUUCACCUUUUAGUGAAGAUUACCUAGACUUAUGGAGAACGUUAUUAAGCUCGUGUGUUAUUAAGAGAAAUUUGAUAAUUGGUGUUCGUGCUGCUGAGCAAGUUUUAAGCAUAGACGCAGAAGACAGUGCAACACAUAUAUUACUUACCAAUCUUUAUGCUGCUGCUGGAAGAUGGGAUGUUGUCACAGAAAUAAGGAGAAAAAUAAGGGGACUGAAGCUGGACAAAGAUCCAGGGCUAAGUUGGAUCGAGGUCCUGAACAAUAUUCAUGUUUUUUCUUCAGGUGACCAAUCACACCCAAAGGUUAAUGAAAUGCAAGCUGAAUUAUGUAGAUUACAAAAGAACAUGAUAAGAUCUGAAGCAUAGAACUCUUCUUGACACGGGGCUCUCGUACAAAGAAUUCAGAGACUACUGACUAAGUGAGAAAGAAAGAGCUUGAGUUGGGUUCCAUGGCCACAUGUUCAAGGUAAAAUGCAAGCUGAAUUGUGUAGAUUACAAAAGAACAUGAUAAGAUCUGAAGCAUAUGACUCUUCUUGACACGGGGCUCUCGUACAAAGAAUUCAGAGACUACAGACUAAGUGAGAAAGAAAGAGCUUGAGUUGGGUUCCAUGGCCACAUGUUCAAGAUAUGGUGAGUAUGUGCUUGAACCGAAACAGAAUGCAGAGUGGAUUUUGUGCUCUCUGUUGCUGAAUUUGCAAACUGCAGUUUGCGCUAUCAUGCAAAAGGGCACCCUCCUACUGGCAAUCUAUAGAAGAAGAGAAUGAAGCAAAGCAACAAUAUGACGAGUCCAUAUGGAUGAAGGAGGAGACUUUGAAGAAUAAAGAAGGGGCUAACCUGAAUUGUUCACAAUCUAUCAAUCCCAAAUGUUGACACUGAACAUUAUUACUGGAAGAUUGAGGCUUGUCAUCGCAAAAGGACGUGAAGAUGAGAUGCUUUCUUUGUUCAAUAUUAACAAGGAUUUAAGUUCAGUUGUUUGCUACCUACGACUGAACUGCAUAAUGUUGUAGGCUAUGUGAAUGCAGUUUGCAGCAUUAACUCAUAAUACAAUUUAUAUAAAAGGACAUGAAGAUUGUGGCUUCACACUUUUAUUUA